Humulus lupulus (European hop) is the source of this 1703-nucleotide messenger RNA. RefSeq lists its product as uncharacterized. The transcript is spliced from 2 exons. NCBI's taxonomy places the organism in Eukaryota, Viridiplantae, Streptophyta, Magnoliopsida, Rosales, Cannabaceae. The record is from RefSeq and is a predicted model, not a curated record. The coding region runs from base 326 to 1294 and encodes 322 amino acids.
ACUGCCCACAGGCGCCCUUCCUUCGAGGAGAGAAACGAGGCCGCCACUUCCAGUUCGCCCAAGGAGCCCGCUGUCUAGGAAUGAGGCUAAUGAUGAAGCCUCAAGCUCGGAUUCAGAUGAAGGUAAAUUCCUUCCUACCUCGAGAAUGUGGUCCCCGACCUUACUAAAACCCAGGCCCAAUAGGUUAGUCUCGUGCCCACAGGAUAGAUACCACUUCUACAUAUGGAGUUGGGUAGAUGACUGUGUCCAUAGGUUUGAUAGUGGGCUCGGGAAAACGACACCAUGUACACCACGGACGAGAUGUGGAACGGGAUAGUCGUUCAGUAUGGGACCAACGAUUAUAGGGACCUCUCGAGGUUAUCACCCACAUAUAGGGAAGGCACUCCCCCCGCCUCCUCUUAAGACGGGGGAAUUUCAUGGUCCCCAAGUUCGAGCUCGGGGGAGAGUUCCAGUUAGGUUUUUUCUUUACCUGGUUUCCCUCUCUUUCCAAACUUAUUAUCAUUGUCUAACUUAUUGGAACUGCGCAGGUGCCAUGAAUCCCGACCUCGACGCUGUGCUCUUUAGCGAUGGGGGAGCUGGCGCCCAGAAGAGCAAACGUCCGAGAAUACCACGGAGGUCCGACCGACCAUCCAAGGUACCCAGACGCCACGAGACGACCCCCACGGCCCAGACUACUGUGAGCACAGCCACGGAACCGACUGUCCAGGUUGAUGCGUCUGGCUCGACCGCGCCCAUCUCGCUUCCUCCGACCGAAACUCAAAUAACAGUUGUUCGGCCCUCGAAGAAACCUUCUAUCUCCAAGGUUCAGCUGCCGACGGACCGAACUCAUAUUGAGGAGUUCUUGCUCGAUGGCGCCGCUGGGACAGAAGGGGUUGUGCUCAGCUCGGAUGUCCUUUCUCGAGUGGGUCAGAGCUUUUCUGGCUUCGACGCCGACCACUGGGACCUCGUGCGCAAGGCCUCGGACUGCAAUACUCUUUAUGAUAAGAGUAUCGAACUCACCGCCGCGGCCCUUGUCGUUUCAGCACAGCUCAACUAUAAGCUGACCAACGAGGUGCAAACGAGCAUGUCUCUGGCCCAGAAGUCGAAGGAUCUCGAGCUUAAGAUGGCUGACGAGCUCAAAGACUCGAAGUCUGAACUUGAAAAAAUGAAGACCCGUCUCGAGGAGCUGGAGAAGUCGAAUGCCGAGCUUGAGCAGGCAAAGACUUGUCUCGAGAAGGCCAAUGCCAAGCUCGAAGAGGAGAAAUCUGCCACCUUCGACUUCAUGGAGAGCGAGAAGGCCCGCCUCCUGGACUAGUAUAAGGAGCAGAAGGAGAAAGCGGUUGACCAAGCCAUGUACAAACUUUGGGCUGAUAAUGCCGACCUCGAUACCAGCUUCCUGGGCCCUCUCGAGGCCACAUAUGUUGAGCGGUGGAAUGCCCGUCUUGAGGCAAGUGAAGCUGCUCGAGAGGCGGCUCAGAAGGAUAGUCAUGCUAUUCGUCCUGGGGGGUCCGGUGCUACUGAUGCUGAGAAGGCCAAGGAGACUCAUCUUCCUUAAAUCUGAUCUCGGGGAAAUCAUUUAUUGGGGCUGCGUCCCCCUAUUUUUGUAACUAUCUUAAUUUAUGCCUACGGGGCUGAUACAAUUUCUUUAAAUAUCACUUACAUGUGCUUUACAUUUCUUGGCUCGAAAUAUUUUGCACAUUUUUUAUGGAUGAAUCAUUUAUGUU